UUAGAGGUGGAGCGCGGGGAGGGCGCGAGGUAGGAGGCGGCCGCCGUUACGGCGCGGGCGUGGUCACGUGGCCGCUGGUCACCGCCGCCGCCACCCCCUCCCGGCCUGUUCUCUCUCUGGUCGGGUCCGGCCCGGCCGGCACCACGAGCGCCCAGCAGAGACUGAGGGAGAGAGAAAGAGGAGGGGAGGAGGAGGAGGAUUCAGGGAGUAGGAGCUGGGGAGCCCUCCUGCGCCACAGAAAAUUUCCAGACUUGGUGAAGAUAGGAAAGCUAUCAGAAAGACUAUAGCACUAUUGUACUGUAUUUGCUGUUUUUCCUGCAGCUCAGUUGAGGGAUAACUCAGCUGAUCUCUAUUUCUUGAUUCUUUAGUUCCGAUUGGCCAACCAAGACUUUUAUUUGGCAAACUCUGUCUUACAGAACCUGACAUCAUCUAUGACCCAUAGCAAGAGCACGCGUUUUCAAGUGUCAAUUAGAUUUGUGGAUCAAUAAGGUUUUCUUGAAAGGUGGUCACUCUUGGUGACAUUGUCCAGUUCUCACAAUGUAUCAUUCCUUAUCUGAAACUAGACAUCCUCUGCAGCCAGAAGAACAAGAAGUGGGCAUUGACCCCUUGUUGAGUUACUCACACAAGCCUGGAGGAGAUUCAAAUCAAAAUGGAAGAAGAACAAGUUCUACUUUAGACUCUGAUGGAACUUUUAAUUCCUAUAGGAAAGAAUGGGAAGAACUAUUUGUAAACAACAAUUACUUGGCAACAGUAAGGCAGAAGGGGAUUAAUGGGCAGCUGAGAAGCAGCAGGUUCCGCAGCAUUUGCUGGAAGCUCUUUCUUUGUGUUCUUCCUCAAGAUAAAAGUCAGUGGAUAAAUAGAAUUAAAGAAUUAAGAGCAUGGUAUAGCAACAUUAAAGAAAUACACAUCACAAACCCGAGGAAGGUUGUUGGCCAGCAAGACUUGAUGAUCAAUAAUCCCCUUUCCCAGGAUGAAGGGAGUCUAUGGAAUAAAUUCUUCCAGGAUAAAGAACUUCGGUCAAUGAUUGAACAAGAUGUCAAAAGAACGUUUCCUGAAAUGCAGUUUUUCCAACAAGAAAAUGUGAGAAAAAUUCUUACAGAUGUUCUUUUCUGUUAUGCUAGAGAAAACGAGCAGUUGCUUUAUAAGCAGGGCAUGCACGAGCUGUUGGCUCCAAUGGUCUUCACCCUCCACUGUGACCACCAAGCCUUUCUUCAUGCCAGUGAGUCUGCGCAGCCAAGUGAGGAAAUGAAAACUCUCUUGAACCCUGAGUAUCUGGAACAUGAUGCCUAUGCAAUGUUCUCACAACUUAUGGAAACUGCUGAACCUUGGUUUUCUACUUUUGAGCAUGAUGGUCAAAAGGGGAAAGAAACCCUGAUGACUCCUAUCCCCUUUGCUAGACCGCAGGAUUUGGGGCCAACAGUUGCUAUUGUUACUAAAGUCAACCAGAUCCAGGAUCAUCUACUAAAGAAGCAUGAUAUUGAGCUUUACAUGCACCUGAACAGACUAGAAAUUGCACCACAGAUAUAUGGGUUACGGUGGGUACGGCUGCUGUUCGGACGAGAGUUCCCCCUGCAGGAUCUUCUGGUGGUCUGGGAUGCCUUGUUUGCAGAUGGCCUCAGCCUGAGUUUGGUUGAUUAUAUCUUCAUAGCCAUGUUACUCUACAUCCGAGAUGCUUUGAUCUCUAGUAACUACCAGACCUGUCUUGGCCUUCUGAUGCAUUACCCACUCAUCGGGGAUGUUCACUCGCUGAUUCUUAAGGCUCUGUUCCUUCGCGAUCCCAAGAGAAAUCCAAGACCAGUGACUUAUCAGUUCCAUCCAAAUUUAGAUUAUUAUAAAGCCCGAGGAGCAGACCUCAUGAAUAAAAGCCGGACUAGUGCCAAAGGUGCUCCCCUGAAUAUAAAUAAGGUCUCUACUAGCCUGAUGAAUUUUGGAAGAAAGUUGAUUUCUCCGGCAGCGGCCCCGGGCGGUGCGGAUGGCCCAGUACCGGGAAGCAGUGGCGGUACCUCCUCCCCGGCUGUGGUUCCCACCAGGACCCUAGCAGAGGCCCCCAAGCAUCCUCUGCAGCAGCAGCAGAGGCUGAUGAAAUCGGAAAGCAUGCCAGUGCAGCUGAACAAAGGACAAAGCUCUAAAAACAUCCGUUCAUCUCCAAGCAUUGAGAGCUUGCCUGGAGGAAGAGAGUUCACUGGCUCCCCACCUUCAUCUGCUACUAAAAAGGAUUCCUUUUUCAGCAACAUCUCCCGUUCACGCUCACACAGCAAAACUAUGGGCAGAAAAGAAUCUGAAGAAGAAUUAGAAGCCCAGAUUUCCCUCCUUCAAGGACAGUUGAAUGACCUGGAUGCCAUGUGCAAAUACUGUGCAAAGGUGAUGGACACUCAUCUUGUAAAUAUUCAAGAAGUGAUACUACAAGAAAAUUUGGAAAAAGAAGAUCAAAUUCUGGUUUCCCUGGCAGGACUAAAGCAGAUCAAAGACAUUCUGAAAGGUUCCCUGCGUUUCAACCAGAGCCAGCUGGAAGCCGAGGAGAACGAGCAGAUCACCAUCUCAGACGACCACUACUGCUCCAGCGGCCAGGGUCACCUGCCCAGGGCCACCAAGCAGGCCCCUUCAGCAGCGCCGCCGGGGCGCAGGGAGAAAGGCGACAUGGACGACUUCAUCCUCGUCUCCAAAGACGACGAAGGGGGCAGCGCCAGGGCGCCCCCGGUCGGCCAGGCUCAGGCCCCGCGGCCCCUCCGGAGCUCGGCCCGGCGCGCCCCGGUGUUCUCAGACCCGCUGACCGGCCCGGCCUCAGCCUCAGCCUCGUCCGGCAGCCCCAGCUCCAGCCCCAGCCCCGACGACGACAGCAGCGGCAACAGCAAGGACUCGGGCUUCACCAUCGUGAGCCCCCUGGACCUCUGACCGCCGCCCGGCCACCCCCGCAGCCCCGUGAAGACGCCUCUGAAACCCAGCCUCUUCCCAGCGCGCACGUGGCCUUGGUGCAGCCCUUUAAACCUGCGGAGAGAAGCAGGGGGCCCGCUGAGCACGCAGACCUUCCCCAAAAUGCAGACAGCUUUUCCCUGUAGCUCACCCGGCCCCGCCAGUAAGGUCCCCAGCAUCACACUCACUGUCCAAAAAGACCAAACCACAGCUAGAAUCACUUGCUCUGUCCUCUCCUCGCCAGCAAAGAAGGUGUGGCCACACCAUCCGGUGUAUCUAGAAGGAAGGAGUGGGUUUCAAAUCUUCCCUCCCCCAGAGCAUCAGGCAUAGGAAAACUGAUACCAAGAAAACACUCUCUCUGGAAAUCUGUAUCUCAACCUAUUUCAUACUUCAUUCCUCCCUUGGGAAGCCAUACAGUAGAGGCCAGACGCAGCCAAAGGGACUAGAACUAGUGGAGCCCAGGGCUGGACGAAACCUCCCAGAUAGUUACAGGGUCUAAACUUAGGAAUCAUAUUUACCUGCCACCCGGUUCCAGUUUUUUUCAUUUGUUAAAGAAUACAUUUCUAAACCUCAGACCACAUCAACUCUGGCCAUCACUGCCCCUCCUUAAACAAUUGUAAUUCAUCCUUUAGAAUCUUUCACAGUCAGAAAAGAGGGUCGCUUAGGCACGAAUAAGCCAUGACUGUGUGCUCUGCUGAUUUUGGUCACCGUCUUGAAGGAGACAGUGCUCCCUGGAGUG
Aethalodelphis obliquidens (Pacific white-sided dolphin) is the source of this 3649-nucleotide messenger RNA. It is a transcript of the gene TBC1D5, whose product is annotated as TBC1 domain family member 5. Gene Ontology annotation, biological process: activation of GTPase activity. Gene Ontology annotation, molecular function: GTPase activator activity. The transcript has 23 exons. The record is from RefSeq and is a predicted model, not a curated record. Bases 538 to 2892 code for a protein of 784 amino acids. Lineage: Eukaryota; Metazoa; Chordata; Mammalia; Artiodactyla; Delphinidae.